GUCUCCCUCUCCCACCAUCUCUUUCUCCCUCCUAGCCAUCUUAGCCCCAACAUUUGAUCUCUACUUCUUCUUCUUCUUCUUCUUCACACCGUGGAUUUGUCGUGUUAUGUGGAGAUCUCUUUGUCAUCGUGGAUAAAAGCAUGGUCCGGGCAUUAUAAUUGGUUGGAAACAAAACAACGUUGGUGUUCUGUUCUUGAGUUUUGUUAAUGAAAAUGGAGAGCAUUCAGUACCAGGAGGAGUAUAUAAGGAAUUCAAGAGGAGCCGUGCUAUUUACUUGUAGAUGGUUGCCUUCAUCUUCUCCAAAGGCGCUUGUUUUCCUCUGCCAUGGUUAUGGCAUGGAGUGCAGUGGAUUCAUGAGAGAAUGUGGAACCAGGCUAGCAGGUGCAGGAUAUGGUGUAUAUGGGAUUGACUAUGAAGGCCAUGGAAAGUCUAUGGGUAUUCGUUGUUACAUUAGGAAGUUCAACAACAUUGUUAACGACAGCAGUGAAUAUUUCAAGUCUGUUUGUAUGCAGGAAGGACACAGAGACAAGGGUAGGUUCCUGUAUGGAGAGUCAAUGGGAGGAGCUGUUGCCCUGCUUCUGCACAAGAAGGACCCUUCCUUUUGGAAUGGUGCUAUUCUUGUUGCACCAAUGUGUAAGAUAUCAGAGAAAGUGAAGCCUCACCCUGUUGUCGUGAACAUAUUGACUAAAAUGGAAGACAUCAUACCGAAAUGGAAAAUUGUACCAACAAAAGAUGUUAUUGACUCUGCGUUCAAGGACCCCAAUAAGCGGGAAGAGGUAAGGAACAAUAAGUUGAUAUACCAAGACAAACCAAGACUGAAAACAGCACUAGAAAUGCUCAGAACCAGCAUGAACCUGGAAGACAGUUUACAUGAGAUAAUGCUGCCGUUCUUCGUGUUACAUGGAGAAGCAGACAUUGUUACGGACCCAGAAGUGAGCAAGGCCUUGUAUGAGAAAGCCAGCAGCAGAGACAAGACCAUAAAACUGUACCCGGGCAUGUGGCAUGGAUUAACAUUCGGUGAGACAGAAGAAAACAUAGAAAUAGUGUUUGCUGAUAUCAUAGCUUGGCUUGACAAGCGCAGCUGUGAUAUUAUGGUCCAGCCAAUUCUCGAUGGCCAUGCUUUCAGCAGCUGUGUUACACCAUCAGCUGCAGCGACCAAGUCUAGAAAACUGUUCAAUACGAGCUACCUCUGCGGACUGAAGAGGCGCCGUACCCUCCAUCAUGUAGCAAUAUAGAUUGUACCAUAUCUUGUGGUUUAUGGCUUUAUCUUCAUUUUCUUCCAUAAGUGUAAUGUUGAAUAACUUUUAAGGGAAAUGAAAUUAAAGUGUGUGU
This is a messenger RNA of Rubroshorea leprosula, 1332 nucleotides long. The record is from the annotation of a GenBank genome assembly. NCBI's taxonomy places the organism in Eukaryota, Viridiplantae, Streptophyta, Magnoliopsida, Malvales, Dipterocarpaceae.